Messenger RNA from Austrofundulus limnaeus, 475 nucleotides. It is a transcript of the gene napgb, whose product is annotated as N-ethylmaleimide-sensitive factor attachment protein, gamma b. Gene Ontology annotation, molecular function: soluble NSF attachment protein activity; syntaxin binding. Gene Ontology annotation, cellular component: SNARE complex; vacuolar membrane. The record is from RefSeq and is a predicted model, not a curated record. Gene Ontology annotation, biological process: intracellular protein transport. NCBI's taxonomy places the organism in Eukaryota, Metazoa, Chordata, Actinopteri, Cyprinodontiformes, Rivulidae.
CCGAAGCCAUAUUUGUGCGUUUUCAUUUAAGCACAUAGACUUUAAAAAUAUCUGAACGAUAAUUUCAUAAUUAAAAGCGCUAAAAUCUUAAGUUUGUCCUCCGCGGCUUCCGUAGUCUGCGACAUCCGCGAGGAGGAGUUCCUGUUAAUCCAAACAUCGACGAAAUAACAAUCACGGUCACUUAUCGGUAAUAAAUUCCUCACAAUUAAUCGUCAGCAUGGCUGCUCAGAAGAUAAACGAAGCCCACGAACACAUAGCUAAAGCGGAAAAAUGCCUAAAGACAAGUCUGACAAAGUGGAAACCUGAUUUCGACAGUGCUGCAUCAGAAUACGCCAAAGCAGCUGUGUGCUUCAAGAAUGCGAAGCAGUACGAGCAGGCGAAGGAUGCUUACCUGAAGGAGGCCGAGUACCACACAGAGAACAAAGCGCUUUUCCACGCCGCAAAGGCCAUCGAACAGGCGGGAAUGAUGAUGAAG